AUGGCCAUCCACUCUAAGAACAAGGCCCAGAUGUGCAAAGUGUUUCCUUCGAGCCUUGGUCCCAUAGCAAUGAGAUGGUUUGACGAGAUUGAGGAAGGUUCGAUAAGCUCCUAUAAGGAAUUGACGAGAGCAUUUGGAGCUAGAUUCGUGACUUGUAGUCGGGUUCCUAAGCCUUUGGACUCUUUACUCUCCAUGGCCAUGAGGGAAGGGGAGACCCUAAAAAACUAUUUUGAUAAAUAUUGGGAGCUAUAUAAGGAAAUCUUUGGGGACUUUGAGGAUGUGGCUAUCAGAACCUUCAACGUAGGGCUCCCUACCCAGUCGGACCUCUGGAAAUCUCUCACUAUGAAACCUCCUCGGAACAUGCAUAAGUUGAUGGACCAUAUUGAAGAGCAUAAAAGGGUGAAAGAUGAUCAGAGCCAAGGAAAAGGGAAGGCAAAAAUCUUCUCACCCAACUGA
Messenger RNA from Quercus robur (English oak), 456 nucleotides. RefSeq lists its product as uncharacterized. The record is from RefSeq and is a predicted model, not a curated record. Bases 1 to 456 code for a protein of 151 amino acids. NCBI's taxonomy places the organism in Eukaryota, Viridiplantae, Streptophyta, Magnoliopsida, Fagales, Fagaceae. The transcript has a single exon.